Micropterus salmoides (largemouth bass) is the source of this 758-nucleotide messenger RNA. RefSeq names its product probable RNA-binding protein 46. Gene Ontology annotation, cellular component: nucleus. Gene Ontology annotation, molecular function: mRNA binding. Lineage: Eukaryota; Metazoa; Chordata; Actinopteri; Centrarchiformes; Centrarchidae. The record is from RefSeq and is a predicted model, not a curated record.
UUCCUGACAUCUACUGUUCCUGACAUCUACUGUUAGUGGUUGAGGUUUUAACUCCUCUAGGAAGAAAAACGUUUCACUGUGAGGAGGAAUGUCGACAGUCGGAGCCGACGGGGACAGAAAGUCAGACGCAGACAUGGAUGGAGACUCUGGGAAAAUCAGCCCGCUGGUGGGCGAGGACGAGUUCAAAGCGUCCUGCGCCAAAGAGAUGGCCCUGCUCGAUCUGAUGGAGAAGACGGGAUACAACAUGGUGCAGGAGAACGGACAGAGGAAGUACGGUGGACCCCCGCCAGGCUGGGAGGGCCCGCCCCCGCCACGGGGCUGCGAGGUGUUUGUGGGGAAGAUUCCCAGAGACAUGUACGAGGACGAGCUGGUCCCCCUGUUCGAGAGAGCCGGCAGGAUCUACGAGUUCAGGCUGAUGAUGGAGUUCAGCGGAGAGAACCGCGGCUACGCCUUCGUCAUGUACACCAACAGAGAAGCGGCUCAGAGAGCCAUCCAGAUGCUGGACAACUACGAGAUCCGUCUGGGGAAGUUCAUCGGAGUGUGUGUGAGUCUGGACAACUGCCGCCUCUUCAUCGGCUCCAUCCCCAAAGACAAGAGGAAGGAGGAGAUCAUGGAGGAGAUGAAGAAGGUGACGGAGGGGGUGGUGGAGGUGAUCGUGUACCCCAGCUCCACAGAUAAGAGCAGGAACCGAGGUUUUGCCUUCGUGGAGUAUGAAUCCCACAAAGCGGCGGCCAUGGCCCGGAGGAGGCUGAUACCUG